GUUGAAGUGGUUUUGCUGGUCGACAAUUGCCUGUCGCCAGAGCUGUAAGACUUGUACGAGGAAGGCCUUGUGGUGCAACAUAAAGAACCUUUUGCGCUUCUGACGCUCGUGACGAUCGGAUAAUUGAGACUUCAGCGCUUUGACAGCACAGCGGAGUCUUCGAUGCUUCUGUGCGUGGCGUUCGUGGUAUCCAACGAGCUCCUUCUCGAUCCACUGGUCCGUACACACGCUCUCCCAGUGAUUAAACCAGGCAGAAAGUUCUCGACGCCGGCGCUUGGCUGCCAUCUGCUGUAUUCCAGAGCGACGAUGAGCUUGGUCUGCAGCGAUGUGAUGCCAUUGUUGGAGACGCUGGAGACGUUGAGACUGGCGAAUCUUUCGUCGCAACACGCGGAGUUUCAGUCUGAAUAUGGUGAACGAUCUCCACUGGAAAAAACAGUUAGCAGCAGCACUAAGGAAAUAGCGACACCGGAAAGUGUCGACCUUCUCCUUAAGCUUUUUCAUGUAGCAAACGCGUGCUAGAAGUGCAUUGAUAUAUCGGCGAAAGAGGUGGGUUCUAGCAAAGGUAUCAGCUCGCAAACGCUGAUGUUUCCUGAACUGAGCGACAUUGAACCACUGCAUGACGCGUCCCCAGAACUUCUGCUGAUGGCAUAACUGCCAGUGACGACAGGCUCGCUUUAGCAAUUCUCGCUUUCGAUCACUCUCGGUGCACACAAUUCGGAAGUUCGAAAUGACACGGCGUUUGCGCUUUUCAACUAACAGAGUCGCUAACUUGCUUUGCAACUGCGUCAAUCUCAAUCUCGAUUGUCUCCAGUUAAAAAGGAGUUGGAAGCCUCGAUACAAGAGGGAUGUUUGCCAGUGACGAAGAGCUUGAGCUGUAAGAACCCGUUGACGUCUCCAGUUUGCAAUUCUCACUUUCCACAGUGCGAAAACCUUUCGAAUGGAGAAUCGCUGUCGAAAGCGAACAGCCAGAGCGAUGGUUGAUCGCUCUUGCCGCUUAAAA
Molecule: messenger RNA, 1000 nt
Organism: Phytophthora nicotianae INRA-310
Lineage: Eukaryota; Oomycota; Peronosporomycetes; Peronosporales; Peronosporaceae
Exons: 1
Coding region: 163-519 (118 amino acids)
Source: RefSeq, a predicted model, not a curated record